UGGGGGACCGGAAGCAGAGCGGUGUGUUUCCGGUUCCGGUUCGUCACUGUGGUGUUGUGUUUGUGGGCUCCAGCUGCAGAAGCCUCCGGGUCUGUUUUUAUCGUCUCUUUGUUAUUUUGUAGCCGCUCAGAUGUACCGAGCUCCGCUCAGACCUCAGCGGAGUCCCGGAGCUCCGCGGCCGGCUGGAAGGUUCCCCUCCCCGUCCUCCUGCUGGGGUUUCCCCGGGGCUCGCUCCCCCUACGGAGGCUCCGGACACCGCGGAGGAUCUCCCCGGGGCGGCCCCGCUUACUCUCCGGGCUCUCCGGUCUAUUCCCCGGGUUCUAACCGGGGAUACAGAGACGGUUCUCCGUUCUCGGGGUUCGGCGGCGGGUCCCGCGGAGGGCAGAUGUGGGGCAGGGGGGCCGGUUUCCGGCGGCCUCAGUCCUUCAGUCCCGCCUCAGCUCCAAACUUCCAGUCUGGCUCUUCAGUGGAGAAAUAUUUCAGUCCGUCGAUGCUGCAGGAUCCCUGGGCAGCUCUGCAGGCCGACACACAACCUGACAGGAAGCAGGAAACAGGAAGCAGGAAACAGGAAGCAGGCGGCAGCAUCCUGACGUCCUGACAGGAAACAGGAAGCAGGAAACAACAGGAACAAUAAACAACAAGACUCAUCAGCAGGAAACAACCUUCUGAGCGCGCUCAGUCACCAGCAGUCUCUGCUUCUCGGCAGCUUCGUGAUCGAAAUGAUUUCAGGGAUCAAACGCUUUGAUGUUUUUUUAACCGAAUGUUUUCUAACAGUUUUUAAACUCACUCACUUUCUUCUUCGUGUGUUUUAUUCAGACUGUUUGUAAAAACAAAGUUCAGUUUGUUUUAUUUUUGAAAAUAAAAAAUGGAAAACUUUAGUUUUAAA
Siniperca chuatsi (mandarin fish) is the source of this 886-nucleotide messenger RNA. RefSeq names its product M-phase specific PLK1 interacting protein. NCBI's taxonomy places the organism in Eukaryota, Metazoa, Chordata, Actinopteri, Centrarchiformes, Sinipercidae. The transcript has 2 exons. The record is from RefSeq and is a predicted model, not a curated record. Bases 131 to 598 code for a protein of 155 amino acids.